Solanum dulcamara is the source of this 510-nucleotide messenger RNA. RefSeq lists its product as uncharacterized. The record is from RefSeq and is a predicted model, not a curated record. The transcript is spliced from 2 exons. Bases 1 to 510 code for a protein of 169 amino acids. Gene Ontology annotation, cellular component: nucleus. Gene Ontology annotation, biological process: chromatin remodeling. NCBI's taxonomy places the organism in Eukaryota, Viridiplantae, Streptophyta, Magnoliopsida, Solanales, Solanaceae.
AUGAUGUUGAUUAAGGUGGUUGUUGAAUGGACCACUUUGAACAUUAUUAGUACUUAUACUCCACAAUCCGACUUAGCCGAGGAGGAGAAGAGGCGUUUUUGGGAGGAUUUGGAUGAGUUAGUGGGAAGCAUAUCGCCUAUUGAGAAACUUUUUGUGGGAGGGGAUUUCAAUGGGUAUAUCAGGUCUAUUUCGGAAGGGUAUGAUGAUGUGCAUGGAGGCUUUAGCUUCGGCUACAUAAAUAGAGAAGGAAUUUCACUUUUGGAGUUUGCAAGAGCUUUUGAAUUGGUGAUAGCCAAUUCGAGUUUUCCAAAAAAGAAGGACCAUUUGGUAACCUUCCGUAGUUCAGUGGCUGAGACUCGGAUAAACUUUUUACUCCUUAGGAAGGAUGAUAAAGGGGACAGAGACUUUGUGUUGGGAUAUUUAGAGCAUACAUGGAGGUAUCAGUAUUUUGGGUAUUUUGAGAGUAGUAAGGUCAAAGCGGUUAAGGGUGUUGUUCGUAGGAUGCGCUGA